This is a messenger RNA of Eurytemora carolleeae, 1500 nucleotides long. RefSeq names its product transmembrane protein 192. The record is from RefSeq and is a predicted model, not a curated record. NCBI's taxonomy places the organism in Eukaryota, Metazoa, Arthropoda, Copepoda, Calanoida, Temoridae. Gene Ontology annotation, cellular component: lysosomal membrane; late endosome.
GUGGCUGCGGAUCUAUGUAUGAAGUAUAUGUGGAAGCUCCAGAAUUCAAGGGACUGCGUAUUGUAAAGCAACAUCAACUUGUAACAGAAGCUCUGAAAAAAGAAAUUGGAGACAUGCAUGGAAUUAGAAUAUCAACAAAUACCAGCAAAUCUUGAUUAAUUCAGACUAAAAUUAUGUAUUAAUAACAUACUUUAAAAAGUUCAAAUUCAUUCUGAGUAGACAGACAUACAAUCAUUAAUUAGAACUGAAUUCUUGUAGGUUCGAUGAAAGAAAAAAGCCGAAAGACUGAAUUUAAAUUUUCUAACCAAGAUUUAUUUUCAGAAAGAUGAACAGUGACGAAGAAGUUUUGGUAGAAAAUGGAAGAAAAUUCCAGAAAGUUUCUACGCUUCCUGUGGCUGUUAUUCAGAUCAUAUUAUGCGUCUGCCAGAUCAUUCUUGUGUUUAUGCUCCCAGAGCUUUGUGAUAAAAAGGGUCGUGAAUGUAUCAUCAACUCCUUCUCUCUUCUAAUCUACACACAUGGAUUCCAUUGGUGCUGUAUCCUGAUCAUGGAUCAAGUACUCCACUUCUCACAUCAUAAAUCUAGACUGAAUGGAUACCUAGACUUCUAUAUCAGAACUAAGAAUAUACGUCGAGCUCCUUUCUACCUUGUUUCCGCUGGAAAUGCAGUUCUAAUGCUGGUCGUCAUUAUUCUUCAUGAUUUGUGUGAUAACAACGAGGCUUGCAAACAUACAAAUACAAAAGUUGAUUAUCUGCGAGGUCUAAUAACUCUUGAAUCUCUGAUUGUAAUUUGCCUGGUAGUCAACUACAUCAUUGUUCUCAGGGAUUUCAAUACUCAGCAACUUCCUCCAGAUGUUCUCAGGGAUGAUUUCACCUCUUCAGUUAUGUUGAACCGGACAUCUGAGAGUGUUGGAUACAGGGAGAAGGAUCAAAUACUGGAGGUCAUGGAGAGACAGGCCGAGGUUAUCAGGUACCUCAGAGAGCACUCUGAAACUCUAGGUCGUAAGAUCUUGGUGCUGACAAAUCAGUUAUCUGACAGUGAGCGCAUCUAGAAGAUCCCAGGAGCCUUUGGGAAACUAUUUGCCUUUAGAAGCAACAUUGAUUCUCAUGAGUUUAAGAAUACUGAGCUUUAAUCAAGUUUGGUUUGUUUACUGCAGUUCAAACAAACCUGGCCAUUCUGUAAAUAUAUAAUUUUUGUCCGUUUAUAUUUUAUUGUCAUGAAAUUCUUUGAAAUUUUACAUUUUUGAAGAUGGACUUCAAAGUUUUAAUGUUUCGAUAUAUUUGGGGUUAAAUAAACGAUUUGCAUUUUAUUGAGAUUAUAAUUUUACCAUUUCAUCAAAAAUAAACCGCACUGCAAAUUCGUAGGUUUUCUAAACUUAAGUCAUAAUGUUUUUUUAACUAAAUUUGUAAGAGAAUUCAAAACCGGUUUUUACAAUUAUUGUUGUGUGUGCAGGCAAUGCACAAGCAUGCCCUUACAAUUAAGAUCUUAUUGUCAGAUAUAAUG